This is a messenger RNA of Parastagonospora nodorum SN15, 1107 nucleotides long. RefSeq lists its product as hypothetical. Lineage: Eukaryota; Fungi; Ascomycota; Dothideomycetes; Pleosporales; Phaeosphaeriaceae. The record is from RefSeq and is a predicted model, not a curated record. The coding region runs from base 1 to 789 and encodes 262 amino acids. The transcript is spliced from 2 exons.
AUGUUUUCACGUGUCUCCUUCCUUUCAGUCUUCGCGACCUUUGUCGCCCUCUCUGCCAGUCAACAAUGCUUCGGGCUUGAUGGCAGCAAACUCGACGACACCUUUGCGCCAUGCAACCCGACUGCAAAACAUAGUGGUUGUUGCGCCACCAAUCGACCUUCUAGUGCCGAACUCUGCCUGGAUACUGGUCUAUGCAUGUCAACAACCGGGCAGUCAACGGGCAUGAUAUGGCAGGCUGGGUGUACGGACGAGACCGGAAAGGCUGUUGAAUGUCCAAGAGUGUGUCCUGGUGUGUCCAAUAAUUUCGGUGGCCUGACCGCUAUAAAAGCGUGGAACAUCCAACAAUGCGACUCUGGAACAUACUGUUGUCGAGCACCCAAUGACAAAAGAAGCUGUUGCGAUAGCUCAUCCGCACCCAAAGUCACCAUAUCCUCGCUCGGCUCACUUCAAUUACCCGUCGCCACAGCAACUCCAGUACCCUCUUCAACAUCAUCACCAUCAUCAUCACCAAAGGACGUCGCCGCUACCGCAGUGUCUACCGGCUCAACAUUCUUAGCUACCUCCGCAGCUAGUCCUGACACAUGCACAAAGGAGAGGCAUCAAACCGCAGUCGUAGGAGGAACCAUUGGUGGUCUCUUCGGUACCAUUAUAGUUGCCCUCGCAUGCCUCGCGUUCUGGCUGCACAAGAGCGAGGCGGCGUCAAAGAAGACCUCAAGAACCAUUACGAAGAGCAAUUCGUCCAGACAGCAGCAUACCGGCGGACACUUGCGUCUACUAUCUCGCUGUUAGGAAGCAAUGAGUUGGAGGAAGUGAAGAGCAGGCCAACCACCAGCCCUUAAAAAAACCAUCGUACUUGUCGUACAUUUUUCUUUAUAUUGAAUUUCACUUUUCAUACUAGCCUCGUGGGUGUAUGGGGUUGCAGUGAUACCACUGGGUUGUCAUCUUUAGAUCUUUCUUUUGUUUUAACGCGAAUACCCUAUCGGCCGAUUUUUUGGAAGGACUAUUGGAGUGUGUUGGAGGCGUUUGGCUAGCGGGUGGCAUGGCAGUAAUAUUUCAAUUUCGGUAUUUUACAGAAGUCCGACGAGAAAAUAUAUAUUGGUGUGUUGA